CUCAGACGGAGGAGACGUAGACAGAGGGGGCCACGGCCGGGUCGGCCGCGAAACUCGCGAGGGCCGGCGAUCCGAUCCGCCGCGGGACGAAGCCAGCGAGCCCGACGAGGGAGCGGCCGAGCCCGGGGGUCCUCGGCACGACUCGGAAGGGCAGGGGUGGGGAGACGGGGACAGAGGCGGCCACGGCCGGGUCGACCGCGAAACUCGCGAGGGCCGGCGAUCCGAUCGCCGCGGGACGAAGCCAGCGAGCCCGACGAGGGAGCGGCCGGGCCCGGGAUUCCUCGGCACGACUCGGAAGGGCAGGGGUGGGGAGAUGGGGAUGGCCGUCGAUCCGAUCCGCCGCGGGACGAAGCCAGAGAGCCCGAGCCAGAGGCUCCUCGGCACGACUCGGAAGGGCAGGGCCGAGGCGACGAACCCUCCGAUUGGGAUUUGUACGAGUGUGAAACAGACGUGGACGAGCUCGACGGUUCUCAGAGUGAAACGGAAGAACAGGACCAGGGCCCCAGGUCAUCGGGCGAGGAAGACGUUGAGGAAGCCGUCGAGGAAGACGUCGAGGAAGCCGUCGAGGAAGACGUCGAGGUUGACGUCGGGGAAGAGCCAGCCGCGGAGAGCGCGAGGGUGUACCCGGAUACAUUUUCCUCCAAGAACGGCAAAAUAAAGUGGUCUGCGACUGAGCGUGAUUGGUCGAGUGCCCGCGCGUCCCCUCCUCACCGGCCCUCGGGCCCUACCGCUGAGGCGAGGGAGGGGGCUCGAGACAUCCUGUCUUCUUUUCUUUUGUUUUUCACUCCGAAUGUAGAAAGACUGAUUUUGAUAGCUACCAACCGCCAAAGCGCCGAUAAGGCCCACGCCUUAAAGACUCCGAAACCCAUGGACGAGAUUGAACUGAGAGCCUACGUGGGAAUGCUGAUCUUGGCCGGGGUGUACAGGUCUCGAGGCGAAGCGUUGGUGAGCCUGUGGGAGCCCGAGUGCGGACGACCGAUCUUCGGGGCAACCAUGUCCCUGAGAAGCUUUUACCAGCGCUCUGCGACGCUCAGGUUCGACGAUCGAAGCACGAGAGCCUCUAGGAGCGCUUCGGACAGAUUGGCCGCAGUCAGAGAGGUGUGGGAAGAGUGGUGCGAUCGGCUGCCCAGGCUUUACGACAUCGGACCCGAGGUGACUGUGGACGAACGAAUGGUUCCUUUCAAAGGUGAGGUUUCAGCCUCCCUUUUUACUGUUCUCAGGGUAUCCUUGACGUAUGCGCGUCUGUCUUAACUCUUCCUUUUGUUUUUCUUUCUCUACGCAGGACGUUGUUUUUUCAGACAGUACAUUCCCAGCAAGCCUACCAAGUACGGCCUCAAACUAUGG
Oryzias latipes (Japanese medaka) is the source of this 1344-nucleotide messenger RNA. Lineage: Eukaryota; Metazoa; Chordata; Actinopteri; Beloniformes; Adrianichthyidae. The record is from RefSeq and is a predicted model, not a curated record.